Corylus avellana is the source of this 923-nucleotide messenger RNA. It is a transcript of the gene CYS2, whose product is annotated as PHYTOCYSTATIN 2. The record is from RefSeq and is a predicted model, not a curated record. Gene Ontology annotation, molecular function: cysteine-type endopeptidase inhibitor activity. NCBI's taxonomy places the organism in Eukaryota, Viridiplantae, Streptophyta, Magnoliopsida, Fagales, Betulaceae.
CCGCAAAAUGCCGCCUCUGACAGAGACGGUAAACAACCCCACACCGCUCUGGAGUCCCACAAAGAGAGAAUCCCAUCAGAGUUUCUCUCGUCGAUUUCCGCUAUCUUACGAAUACGCGGCACGCCGUUUGCGUUGCUCCUUUGUUAUGCGUGUCCAAAAACAGUGUCACUCCCCCACUCUUUCUCUCAUUUAUAUAACACCGGCCCGCCACCAUUUUCCAUCCACAUCCACAGCAAACACGCAAAUAACGCAUACAUCGAUCAAAUAUAUUAAAAGAAUAAAAAGGGAAGGGUUACCUGAAGAGCCGAUCGAGAUGGCGAUGAUAAGGUCACUGGCAGUGAAAUUGACGACGGUCACCCUCUUCUCCCUCGUCUUUCUCUCAGCGUACGGUUAUGACGGGAUGGUGGGAGGGAGGACGGAGGUAAAAGACGUGAAGACGAACGAGGAGGUGCAAGAGCUGGGGAGGUUCUCGGUGCAUGAGUACAACCGGAGCCUGUGGCACCGAGGCAACGGCGACGGCGGCCGGGAGCUGACGUUUGUGGAGGUGGUGGAGGCGCAGAGUCAGGUGGUGUCGGGGAUCAAAUACUACCUGAAAAUAUCGGCCACGCAGAAUGGGGCGACGAAGAUCUUCGAGUCCGUGGUGGUUGUGAAGCCCUGGGUUCACUCCAAAGAGCUGCUCAACUUUGGGCCAUCCACGUCCAGUGAACGAAAAAUUGUUCCUAUUAGGUUCUAAAGUUUGGGUUGGAAUGGUCUCUCACUUGGUGUGGUGUAGUCUUUGACUCUUUUCUGAUGUUUUUUUUUUUUUUUUUUAAGGUGGUGUGGUGUAAGCGUGUGUAAUUUAUGUUUUGCACAUGUAAUCAGCAUUAAUAAAUGCAUAAUAAAGGUUUCUUCAAACAAACAAAAAUGCAUAAUAAAGGUGGUUU